This is a messenger RNA of Laccaria bicolor S238N-H82, 714 nucleotides long. RefSeq lists its product as uncharacterized. The record is from RefSeq and is a predicted model, not a curated record. The transcript is spliced from 8 exons. Bases 1 to 714 code for a protein of 237 amino acids. Gene Ontology annotation, molecular function: methylthioribulose 1-phosphate dehydratase activity; metal ion binding. Gene Ontology annotation, cellular component: cytoplasm. NCBI's taxonomy places the organism in Eukaryota, Fungi, Basidiomycota, Agaricomycetes, Agaricales, Hydnangiaceae.
AUGGCAUCUCAGGAUGCUGACGCUUUGGUUACUUCCUCCGAUCCACUACAUCCGGCCAAUCUCAUUCCAGAACUCUGUCGAUCCUUCUAUCAGCUAGGAUGGGUUACAGGAACGGGCGGCGGAAUCUGCAUUCGGACUGGCGACAAGGUCUUUAUCGCACCAUCAGGGGUGCAAAAAGAGCGCAUCGAGUCAACCCAUAUCUUUGUACUGCCUUACCCACAGGCGGCGCCAUCCCCACACACUGACCGAGCAUUCCUCCGUCGUCCUGCGAUGAACCUCAAAGAAUCUGCGUGUACACCAUUAUUCUGGAACUCUUUUGACCUGCGUAACGCCGGAAGCUGCAUCCAUACACAUUCUCAGCAUGCUGUGAUGGCGACGCUUCUUUGGCCUGGGCCGGUCUUCACUAUCUCUCAUCAGGAGAUGAUCAAAGGCGUGCGCGUCGGCGGUACUGGUGCCGCUCUUUCUUAUCUGGAUACGCUAGAGCUUCCGAUCAUUGAGAACACACCGAAUGAAGAGGACCUCAAAGACAGCAUGGCAGAAGCCAUGCUUAAGUAUCCCGACGCUGCUGGUGUGCUAGUUCGUCGACAUGGGGUUUACGUUUGGGGAAACGAUUGGGAGAAAGCAAAAACUCAGACUGAGUGCCUGGAUUACCUUUUCGAAAUGGGGGUGAGGAUGAAGCUAGCUGGCCUUCCAACAGUCCUAAAUGAAGCCUGA